UAACCGCAUACGCUGCUCGUACGUUACACUGCGGCUUACGGUGUUUUUCUGCAUUUACAACAACAACAACUUACUAUGAAAAUAUAUUAGUGACAAAAGUAAGAACUUCUAACAACGGCACUCACACACUCACACUCGGUUAGUUCUUAUGAGUGUUCGUUGAAAAGACGAAGUGACGACGGUCGCUAGCGAAACGCCAACGAUCGAGCGGCCGUGUAAAAGUGCCGAUGCGCCACCGUUGCCCGACAUUGUCGGCGUUGAACUAUAAUUUUUACACACUUGCGCCUAAACUCACACACCUGUGUGUGAGCGUGUGUGGGUAUUGGAUGAACCGCUGCUGCUGAUUGACGGCAUCGGCAGCGUCCGCACAACGGGCUAACUUUGGACUAACUGCUUGUGCGCGAGUACCGCUGGAAUACAGUAAGAGACGAUCCAGCGUUGAGGAUACACGCGUGUAGCGCUUCCAUAUCGCGUUCGUCGUUUUGCAAUAAUCAAACUAACAGUGCAUCACCACUUGAUCUUGCUGAAGUUCUAAGUUGAAAAGCAAACACAUACAUACACACACAUAAGUGUCCAUACAUUUUUAUAGCAUAGAAUUUUCCUACUGCCAGAAAAACAUGCAAGGAAACAGAAACAAGCUCUAAGGCACUAAGCAACAGGCUGAAAAUCUGAAAUAGGCGAAGUGAAGUGAAAUUUUGUGAGAAGUGCAAAAUAUUAAAUUCUAUAUGAAAAUUGUGGUUCUAACGCGCAUAUAAAGGAUUAUUAGCCUCGAGGUUAGCAAAGAAUUUUUUGUGUAAAAAAAAAUAUGAAAUGAAUUAAAAAUUAUUUAAAACAAUUUUUGAUUAAACAAACUAUUAAAAAUAUUUUUUUAAAAAUAUUUGAAAAAACAGAAAGUAUCCUGUAAUAAUACAAUUUAAAAAAAGAUUAAUUCAAAAUACGAAUAUAUACACAUUUUGUUCUCAAAAACAGAAAACUGCCCGUACAGAAAAUCAAACACUAGAUUUGUGUUCAAAAAAUACUGGAAAUAAAAUAUAAUUUUUAAGAAAACAAAAACGCAAAUAAAAAAACAUAUAAAGUGUGUUCAUAAAUUUUUGAGCAAAAAAUAUAAUUUUAAAACUACCAGAAAAAAAUUUAAAAAAAAAUAAAAAAUUGCAUGAAAAAGAAAUUAAGUAAAAAAUUUCUGACCAAAAGAAUUUUGAGUCCAAAAAAAAAUUUUUUAGGCAAAAAAUAAUUUUUUCAAAUAUAUAAAAUUUAAAAAAAUAUAUUUUUUUUUAAUAUAAAAUUUCAAUAGGAAUACUUUGUGCAGUGUACGAAAUGGCGCAUGCGCGCAGUCAACAAAGAGUUAAUUUUUAUAAAAAUUACACAUAAGUGAACGCAUUAAAAAAAUCAAAUAUUUUCCAAAAAGAAUUUUCGAAAAUACACACCGACUGUGUACAACAACACAGUGGCACGUAGCUCCAGCAAAAACACACAGCGUGGAUUAGUGUUUUGCUGGUAGUAACUAUGACUACAAUAUUUUAAACCCAGUGAAAAGAUAAAUAAAGUUAUCAAAACAUUACCAACAUAAACACUUUGCCGAAACGAACACACAACCCUUAAAAUGCCGAAAAUUUUUCUCAUCAAGAAUCGGCUGCACCAGCAGCAACAACGCCUGCUGGAAUCACAGAAUCUGUUGCAGGACAAAAACGAAGAUGAUCGCUUGGUGCCACCGUUGAGUCCUUCGCCACCGGUGAACAAUGGCAAGUCGAACGCAACGCCCGGUGCCACACACUCGUACACGCCACCAGCUCGACAUCAACUCGACCUACAUAGUGGCUUUAGAGCACACACCACACCCUCGCCGCCACCACCAGCACUUGUACCGGCACCGGUGCAACCACCCAAGACGCCUGAGCCGUUGGGCAAGGCGGAGGCAGCAACUCCCUUGCUGGUAGCCAAGCGCAGCAUAUCGCCAACAACAGCAGCAACAACAACCGUGUCGGCAGAUAUCGAGGACACGCAGACAGCCAAUGUGGCAAGUGAAGAACCAGUGAAUCUCCUGGUGAAACCAACAACAGAGGCACAAGCAACAGCAACAACAACAACAGAAACAGCUGAAACCACAGCUCCAAAUACGCCGCCGCUUUCGCGCAAGCGCUUCCAUCAUCGACGUUACUAUUUCGGCCAACAACAAUUACAACUACAAUUGCAACAACAGCAAGAGAAGAAGUUCAAUAAUAGUGAUAAUGCUGCUGACGCUGCUGAAGUUGGAGGUACUGCAAGUGCACGGACCGAACGGUUAUCACCAGCAGUUCCAACUUUGACAGCUGAAGCAACAGCCACCGAAACUACUACAUUACCACUACCCCACACAUCGAUCACAUAUCCCCAACCACAAUCACCUCCACACAAGACACCCUCGCCGUGCAGACCGCUGGGCCAGGAGGGUUUUGGUAAAGAAACAGAAGACUGUAAAAAGGAUUCGCAGGCGGAUUCUUACAUUCAAGCACCAAAAAGUGAAAAAAUUCAAAACCUAAAAUUAUCUGUUGAAACUGCAGAGCAAACUGAAGACGUGGUGCAAAUAGAUAAGCCACGUUUCUACUCUUCGAUUUUAGGUGGUAAUAAACCCUAUAGUGGUGUGGUAUUGACACAAGCCCAACGUAAAGAAUAUCCGGUUGAAGUUGUAAAUCGUCGAUUAACAGCAACUCCCAUUGAAGAUAGUUCCAGUGAUUCUGAUUCGGAUGCGGAAGGCUCCAAACUAAUUGUUGAUGAAAAACCAUUGGUUCCUGAAGAUAAACCACUUUCAUUGCGCUUACGAAGUACUCCGCCACCAUUAGAGAAGCGUCCUAGUCCACCCCCGCCACCAGAACCAGCAGUACGGUGCAGUGUUAUACAGCGCACUCCAAAACCUGCGCCAACACCACCUCAACGUGCAAAUCAACACGAAGUUUUACUGCCACCCGGCUUUCUUGAACAUCUCGGACCCGAACAGCAAGAGCCUAUUGACUAUCACGUGCCGAAACGACGUUCGGCUUCAAUCGAUAGUGACGAAGAGCAAACAGAUUCGUUGAACACAAAGCGUUUAGAACGUGAACGAAAAUUGCGUGAAGCUCGUAGACGUAGCGCAAUAUUAGCAGCACGUGCUGUGCUUGCCCAAGCGAGACUUAAUCCUCGUCUGGUACGUAGUAUACCUGGUAUCUUGGCUGCAGCAGCUGGACACGGACGUACAUCGUCUACAGGAGCCGGUCAAGGUUUCCAAGGCUCUAGCGGCUUCGGUGGAAAUAAUUCAGGCAACGGCAACAAUCAAAGCCCAAGCGGAGGUGCAGGUUCACCUACAGGCUUUGGUGGUGCGUUAGGUGGCAGCGGUGGUGCUGGAGGUGGUAUGGGCGGCGGUCGUGACGGUCGCAGUAAUUACGGUCCAAAUUCACCACCAUCUGGUGCUCUUCCUCCAUUCUACGAGAGUUUAAAAAGUGGCAACACAAUGAAUUCAUCAUCAUCAACAUCGGCGAAUUUUAAUGGAAAUUCAAAUUUCCUUAUACAAAAUGCGGCGGCAGCUGCUUACUUAAUGUCUGCAGCAGGUGGAAAUGGCGGCGGUCAGCAACAUACAAAUAACUAUUUAGACUGUAGUCCAACGAAUGGGAACAGUGCAGGAGGUGUGGGUAGUGGUGUGAACGAUAGUGGUAACGGUGGUUUGGAGAUCACAACAUUUGCCAAUGGCCAGGCGUACGGCAUUAUACUGAAGGAUGAACCGGAUAUUGAGUAUGACGAAGCCAAAAUUGACAUCGGUGCUUUCGCGCAGAACAUUAUCCAGGCUACUAUGGGGAAUUCGGGAAAUUUUAAUGCUGCAGCCUAUGAAGACGCCAUCAUGUCGGAUUUGGCAAAUUCGCAAGGUCCCAACGGCUCGGUAGAUCCAUUACAAUUCACCGCCACACUUAUGCUGAGCUCACAGACAGAUCAUUUACUGGAACAACUCUCGGACGCUGUCGAUCUCAGUUCUUUUUUGCAACGUGAAUGUGCGGACGAUGAGAACUCCACCAGUCCACGACAGGAUUUCGAGCUGGUUUCAACACCAUCGCUCACGCCCGACUCGGUGUCCAUAACGCCUGUGGACACCAACAAUGGAAACCAUCUCGAUACAUUCCACGAGAGUCUUAUACAACAAAUAACCAACAACAUUUCGCGCAAUCACAUUGGCAGCAACCAAAAUGGUAACAUGCAAUCAUAUCCAUUUGAGCGUCAGCAACAUUUGAACGGCAACCAGCAACAUAUGAGCAACGAACAGCAUAAUGUAAAUCAUCAACAGCAACAACCACCACCAUCCUAUCAACAUGCAACACGUGAUUUGUUGCAAUUACAGCAACAGCAACAACAACAACACCAUCAUGCACAAACGCAUUCUUAUCACCAACAGCAGCAGCAGCAGCAACAUCAAUCCAACUCCAUGUUGCAACACGGUGGUCCAAUGUUGUUGGCCCAGCAACCACAACAACAACAUGCCUACCAACAACACCCUCAUCCAUACGGUCCAACGCAGCAUCAUCACCAGCAACCGCAUCACAUUGUGCCGCCUCACCAUAUGCAACAUCAUCAUCAUCAUCAUAGCAGCGAUAACAGUAAUUUGUCGCUGCCCUCACCGAAUGCGGCACAUCUGUCAGCGCAUCACGGCAUGUCGUCGGCAGCGAGCAAUUCGUCGGGCGCCUCCACUUCCGGUCUGCUAGACGCCAGCACGGCCAUGCUCGACACAAAGCCGCUGAUACAAAGCGUAAGUCCCACACAUUCGACCGGCAGUUCCAAUGCAAGUUCUUGCGUUAUGGGCUCAAGUAAAUUGAGCACAAGCUCAUCUUGUGGCUCCGCAUCGAUGGUGGCGUCAGCGUCACUGCGUAGUGUAGCUGCCGCUGGCAUACUGCCACCAUCGCCCACUGUCGCUAUGCUGCAUGAAAGCAAAAUGCUACAGCAGAGGUUGGGUCUGCCACCAGAGGUGCAGCUGGAGUUCGUCAACGGCGGUCAUGGCAUUAAGAAUCCGCUUGCUGUGGAGAACACACACUCAGGUCACCACCGCAUACGCAGCAUCGAUUGCGUGGACGAUUUGAAGAAGAGCGGCAACAUCAGCACUGACGGUUCGGAAAGCGGCGGCGGCGGCGGCGGUGGCAGCAGCUGUGCCGGCGACGGCUCCAAAUUCGUUUGUCGCAUUUGUCUGAAAGCGUUCUCGCUGCAACGCCUGCUGAAUCGCCACAUGAAGUGUCACUCGGAAAUCAAACGCUAUCUGUGCACCUUCUGUGGCAAGGGCUUCAACGAUACUUUCGAUUUGAAGCGUCACACGCGCACCCACACCGGCGUGCGUCCGUACAAGUGCAACUUGUGCGAGAAGAGCUUCACGCAGCGCUGCUCGUUGGAGUCGCACUGCCUCAAGGUUCAUAGCGUACAGCAUCAGUACGCCUACAAGGAGCGCCGCGCUAAGAUGUAUGUUUGUGAGGAGUGCGGUCACACGACUUGUGAGCCCGAAGUGCAUUACAUCCACUUGAAAGAGAAUCAUCCAUACUCGCCCGCUUUGCUGAAGUUCUACGACAAGCGUCACUUUAAGUUCACAAACUCGCAAUUCGCCAACAACUUGCUGGGUCAACUGCCAAUGCCGGUGCAUAAUUAAGUGUAGUGCUCUGCCAAGUAGUUCACAUGCAUACAUACUUAUAACGUAGUUAGAUCAAUUGACACAUUUGAGUUUUCGAAAAACUGCCCAUAAACGGAGAUUAUUAUAUAUUUUGCUUACCUUUUACCACUUGUACUAUAACAUUAUUGAAAGCGCGUAUUUCAUUUAAGUUCUUUUGGCUACAUUUUUUAUUGUGAAUUUUUUUUUCAUAUACUUUAAAUUUACUACAAAACAUGUUUGCAUUGCAAACUUGCUGCGUGACGGCUUCUCUGCAUUGUUGACUUGCGCUGGAGUGAACACAAUGCGUCUGCAUUGCAAACAUACAUACAUAUACAUAUACAUUAAGAAUUUUCGCAUAUUUAUUGAAAGAGAAAGACAUACGGUUAGGCAAAAUGUUUAAUUUUUAGCGCACACUUUUAGCUCAUGUAUAUUUAUUAGAUAAAUUGAAGUCAUAUUUAAGUUGCUAACAUUGCGUAACUAAUUCUCAUUACCUUUAAGUUUGUAAUAUAUUGGGAGUUUUACAUUGUAAAGUUUGUACAAGUAAUUUUGGCGCGCAUAAAGCAUUUGCCGCUGCCUUAAGCAUAAAUAUAAAAGUGUAUAUAUAUAUUAUAUUACUAGAAUCUACUAGAGCUAAGCACAACACGAAAUUAUGCUUCGUAAAGAAAUUUAAACCGCUAAUUUAGCUUAGUGUUAGUGCAGUUGCGGUAAAUUACGCAUUUGCAGUUAUUUCUUAUAAACCAUUUAGUUAUCUCAUGGCAAAGCAAUGAAAACAUUUUCGAACUUUAAUAGAUUUUGAAUUAAAAUUUCUUUUCUUUACUAAUUGCAAGUUGAACACCCAGUUUAUUAGCCUUAUAAAGUAUCAUGUACAUUUUUCCUUCACAUUUUUCAUAUUAUAUUACAAAAAUACCGUUCGCUUUAGUUAUAAAGAAUAUUGUUAUUUUUUUUUUUUACUUUUAAAUUUUUUUUAUUUCAAUUUGAAGUUAAUUUAUUGCAAAUAAAUGAAUUAAUGAACAUAAACAGCAACAACAACAAGUGUAAAGAGGCGUAAUUACAAUUAAAAAAAAGAUAUAUUAAGCAACAAAAACCGUUAGCUGCGCUUAAUUUCUUUGUAAAUUUCUGCAGUUGACGGCGCACAUUUAGAUUUAUUAGUUCUAAGUCCAAGCUAAGCAAAAAAAAAAAAUGAGAAUAUUCGGCGCACUGCUUUUUGCUGCUCAUAAAUGAGGCAAUUGCGUUAAAGUAGCAUACAAAUUUUGCAAUUGUGUUAAGCUAAGCUUUAAUAUAUAAAUAUUAUUUAAUUAAUAAAAAAAAGCAAACUUUUAGUUUUGUAAUUUAGCGCCUAAGCGAUUUGCGAAAGUAAACGAAAAUAAGUGAAACCACCAAUUUGUACUGAUUUGAAUCUCUUGUUUAAUUACUACUUACUUAUACAUACAAACAUACAUACACACAUACAUACAUGCAUAUAUAUAAAUUUAUAUAAGAAGCGUGUUAGCAUAAUUUUUUGCUUAGAACAUUUUUUUAAUUUUUGUUUUUGUUUAAUUUUCUUUUUUAGUAAUGCAUUAAUUUUAAGUUGAAAAGAGAACACAGCCAACACACAAGCUGUUUAAGGUAAUUAAACAUACACACAUACACGCACUUAUGCACACAUAUUAAUAUACUGAGUAUAAUUAAUAAAGGCUUUAUCUACGCUAAAAACAAAAAAAAAA
Bactrocera oleae (olive fruit fly) is the source of this 7326-nucleotide messenger RNA. It is a transcript of the gene ovo, whose product is annotated as transcriptional regulator ovo. NCBI's taxonomy places the organism in Eukaryota, Metazoa, Arthropoda, Insecta, Diptera, Tephritidae. Gene Ontology annotation, cellular component: nucleus. The record is from RefSeq and is a predicted model, not a curated record. Gene Ontology annotation, molecular function: RNA polymerase II cis-regulatory region sequence-specific DNA binding; DNA-binding transcription factor activity, RNA polymerase II-specific. Gene Ontology annotation, biological process: epidermal cell differentiation; regulation of transcription by RNA polymerase II.